AUGACCGAUGUCAUUGUGGGCGACCAGUAUCAUAUUCUCUGUCAUAUCGGUAAGGGGGGCUUUGGAGCGGUCUACACAGGCGUCAACCUUCUUACAGAUGAACUCGUUGCUGUCAAGUUCAAUACGAGUUGUGACGAACUUAGAACGUUCGCAGUCGAGGAGAGACAUAUGAAAACGUUAGCCAAGGUGACUGGAAUACCCAAAUGUCAUUGGUUCGGAUGGCAUGAAGACGCGCAGAUAUUGGUAAUGGACCUUUUGGGUCCUAGUAUGAAGGACUACCUACGUUUGUGUGGUGGAAGAUUCACUGUCAAGACAUGCUACCUUAUAGCAGGCCAGCUUAUUCGCCGCCUUCGAGAUAUCCACAAGCGAGGUAUCAUCCACUUUGAUCUACAACCUGGUAAUAUUUGCACCGGAAACGCACUCGGCUCUCAUGUUCUUUGCUUACUUGACUUUGGCCUCGCCAAAACGAUCUCGCUCGACGACGGACUCGGUCACGACACAGAGAACUUCAACCGUCCCACGGCAUCAUUUGGCAGCCGCAACCUUGCGCUGGGUUACCCUCCGGGCCGGGUUGACGAUUUGCAGAGUCUGGCAUAUAUGCUUGUCUUUUUCGCAAAUGGCUCUCUGCCCUGGUCAGGCAUGAAGAAUUAUGAAGCCGCGCUUCAGAGCAAGUUGAGGUAUACGGUGGAUGAGAUUUGCAGCACGUUACCCCGUGCUUUUGGUGAUUUCAUGCAGUAUACAUGGGAUCUUGAGCCAAAUGCAACACCCAACUAUACGAAGCUGUUGAAGCUGUUCGAGAUCAACAUCGCUGAGCCAGGCUGGGACUAUGUUCUAGACUGGACCGAAAUCUCGUUCCGCAACUACCAAAUGACCCUAGCGCUACAGCUACAGAACGAGACCGACCGCUCCAAGUCCGAGGGUUAA
[Torrubiella] hemipterigena is the source of this 924-nucleotide messenger RNA. NCBI's taxonomy places the organism in Eukaryota, Fungi, Ascomycota, Sordariomycetes, Hypocreales, Clavicipitaceae. The record is from the annotation of a GenBank genome assembly.